Molecule: messenger RNA, 909 nt
Organism: Adineta ricciae
Lineage: Eukaryota; Metazoa; Rotifera; Eurotatoria; Adinetida; Adinetidae
Source: the annotation of a GenBank genome assembly
AUGAGUGAUGCACUAUUUGAACCAAAUCUUCGAUUACAACAUAAAGCAUUAUUUAUGGCAUGUACUCUACUUGACAUCAACGAAGGAAAAUUAACCGCACAUGUCGUCGAUGAUCAUCAGCGAAACCAGAUUACAAACAUACUAUGGAAAAACGGAAAUUUAUUUGAUCUUCGACAAACAUCGAAAAUCGACAUCAUUUUGAAAAAUGAUUUCAGCGAACAUUCAACAUCUCCGUGGUCUUCACCAGUAGUCCUCGUGAAUAAGAAAGAUGGAACAACUCGAUUCUGUGUAGAUUAUCGUCGACUCAAUCAAGUUACGACAAAAGAUGCUUUUUCAUUACCAAGAAUCGAUUAUAUUUAUGAUCAAUUAACAAAAGCAACAUAUUUUAGCAAAUUUGACUCCAAAGCUGGUUAUUUUCAAGUACCACUCGACAAAGCAGAUCGACCAAAAACAGCAUUUUCGACACGCGAUGAACACUUUCAAUUUAAAUUAUUACCACAAGCAUUAACCAACGGACCACCAACAUUUCAACGUAUUGUUAAUCAGAUACUUGGUCCAAAUCGAUGGAAACACACGUUAGCAUACAUCGAUGAUAUUAUCAUAUACUCACGAACAUUUCCUGAACAUGCACAACAUAUUGAAGAAGUAUGCUCAUUACUAAAUAAUGCAAAUUUCAAGUUAAAUAUAGCAAAAUGUGAAAUUGCACGAACCGAAAUAUUAUUUCUUGGACACAUCAUCAAACAAGGUAUAAUUCAACCUGAUCUAGAAAAUACUCGUGGUUUAGCAGAUGUUUGUGAACCAACAUCAGCCGAAGAAGCAUUUCGAUUCGUCAAAGCAGCUGAAUAUUAUCGAAAAUUCUCAAUCAUUGCAGCACCACUACACAAAUAUUCACCAACAACGUUACAAUAA